Molecule: messenger RNA, 3216 nt
Organism: Diachasmimorpha longicaudata
Lineage: Eukaryota; Metazoa; Arthropoda; Insecta; Hymenoptera; Braconidae
Exons: 8
Coding region: 63-3086 (1007 amino acids)
Molecular function (GO): monooxygenase activity; oxidoreductase activity, acting on paired donors, with incorporation or reduction of molecular oxygen; heme binding
Source: RefSeq, a predicted model, not a curated record
UGGCUUAUUCUUCAGUUAAAAGAGAUCCAUUGCGUUCAUCCGUCAUCUGUACACAAUUCACGAUGGAAUACGGAUCGUUGGAACUUGUCCUGUGUUUAACGGCCCUCCUCCUGUUGUAUUACUACGCAACGGCUGGAUUAGACUAUUGGAAGAAAAGAGGCGUUCCUGGACCUCGUCCACUGCCAGCUGUUGGGAAUUUCGCCGGAGUUUUUCUGCAGCGAGAAGCUAUUUUUCAAGCUGUGAGUCGAAUCUAUAAAGAUUACAAGCAGUAUCCGUAUGCUGGUGGUUUUAAAGGUCUGAAACCGAUGCUAGUGGUCAAUGACUUGGACCUCAUAAAGAAUGUGCUGAUCAAGGACUUCAGUACUUUCGCAGGCAGAGGACUAAACGCGGAUGAAGGGAGAGAGCCACUAACUGAUAAUCUCUUUGCUCUCGAUGGGCCUCGAUGGAAGGAUCUAAGAAAGAAAUUGACUCCAGUCUUCACAAGUGGCAAACUUAAACACAUGUUUGAACUCAUUCUUGAGUGCGCUGAUCAUUUUGAAAAAUAUCUCAAGGAUGAGAUUGGCACCGGUAAAGUUAUCGAGUGUAAAGAGCCAAUCGCUAGGUUCACAACUGAUGUCAUUGGAUCCUGUGCCUUUGGUUUGGACAUGAGUGCCAUAGACAGUAACGACAGUGAGUUCAGGAGAAUUGGGAAAAAAAUUUUUGAACCAAAUUUUCGAUUGCUGAUGUCCAGAUUGCUGAGAGAUGUAGCUCCCUGGAUUUACAACUUCUUUAAGCUCAGAAUUACUAAAACGGACGUUGAGGAUUUUUUUGUCUCGGUAGUGAGGGACACAAUAGCUUUGAGAGAGAAACAGAACAUCGUUCGACAUGACCUUAUAGAUACACUCAUCAGUAUGAAGAACAACAAUAAGAUUAACGAAUUCCAAUUCACUGAUCUGAAUUUGACGGCUCAGGCCUUUGUUUUCUUCGUUGCGGGCUUUGAAACGUCUUCGACAGCAAUUUCCUUCGCUUUACUAGAGCUCGCUCACGUCCCUGAGAUCCAGGAGAAAUUGAGGAAUGAGAUUUUGGAAAGUCUCAAGGAGUGUGGUGGCAACAUAACAUACGAAAUUGUUACUAAGAUGAAGUACCUCGAUAUGGUAGUCCAAGAAACUUUGAGAAAGAAUCCACCAGUGCCGAUAUUGCUGAGGCGCGCUUAUCAGUCUUACAAAGUUCCUGAGACAGGCUUGACCAUUGAUAAAGGAAUAGAUCUGCUCAUUCCAUCCUACGCGAUUCAACACGACCCUGAAUAUUAUCCUGAACCUGAACGAUUCGAUCCUGAACGCUUUUCCGAGGAAGCUAAGAGUUCGAGGCACCCUAUGACUUAUCUGCCCUUUGGCGAUGGUCCGAAGAAUUGCAUAGGAGAAAGAUUCGGUCUUUAUCAAACGAAAAUUGGUAUCAUCAAAAUACUUAAGAAUUAUCGCGUCAAACCAACGGACCUUACCCCGUUUCCAAUUGUAGUGCAUAAAAGCCCCCCCAUUCUUUCAGUAAAGGGUGGGGUGCAUCUCAAAUUCGAGUCUAUUCUAUUUACCUUCAGUCUUGAACAUUGCACGAUGGAGUACGGAUCGUUGGAAGUUCUUUUAGGCGUGGCAACACUCUUUUUGUUGUACUACUUCGCAACUUCGGGAUUGGAUUAUUGGACGAAAAAGGGUGUUCCAGGACCGCGUCCACUGCCGAUUUUUGGGAAUUUCGCCAGUGUCUUUUUGAAUCAAAAAGCCCCCUUUCAAGUGUUCGAGCAGAUUUAUAAGGAUUAUAAGCAAUAUCCUUAUGCUGGAGGGUUCAGAGGUCUCAAACCGAUGCUGGUCGUCAAUGAUUUGGAUCUGAUAAAACAUAUAUUGAUCAAGGAAUUCAGUACUUUUGCGGGUAGAGGACUACAUAUAGACGAAAAAAAUGAACCACUUAGUGCGAAUUUAUUCACUCUCGAUGGACCUCGAUGGAAGGAUUUAAGGAAAAAAUUGACUCCAGUCUUUACUACUGGCAAAAUAAAACACAUGUUUGACCUGAUUCUUGAGUGCUCUGAUCAGUUCGAAAAGCAUCUCGAGAAGCAAAUUGGUAAUGGAAAAGUUAUCGAGUGUAAAGAGCCAAUAGCUAGGUUCACCACUGACGUCAUUGGAUCUUGUGCCUUUGGUUUGGACGUGAAGGCUCUAGAAAGUAACGACAGUGAGUUCAGGAGAAUCGGGAAGAAGAUUUUUGAGCCAAAUUUCAAAGCAAUGCUGAAGAGAUUGGUGAAGGAAAUAGCACCUCUCAUCGCUAAAAUCUUUGCACUCAGAGCUACUGACAUACAAGUUCAGAAGUUUUUCAUUUCGGUGAUCAAAGACACUAUUUCAUUGAGAAAAAGAGAGAAUAUUGUAAGGCACGACUUCGUAGACGCCCUCAUCAGUAUGAAGGAGAGUAAUGAUGUUAAUGAAUGGAAAUUCACUGAUGAAAAUUUAGCUGCGCAGGCUCUAGUUUUUUUCGCUGCAGGUUUCGAAACAUCAUCCACAACCAUCUCUUUCGCACUCCUUGAACUGUCUCACGCACCUCAAUUCCAGGAAAUAUUGAGGAAAGAAAUAUUGGAAACUUUGAAAAAGUGUGAUGGGAAACUGACCUACACAAUCGUUAAUGAAAUGACGUAUCUGGAUAAGGUAGUUCAAGAAACUCUGAGGAAAGAUCCACCUGCGACAUUGCUAACGCGUCACGCUUUUGAAUCAUAUAAAGUCCCUGGAACAGACUUCACCAUUGAUAAAGGGAUGGCCGUAUUCAUCCCAGUGUACGCUAUUCAUCAUGAUCCUGAAUAUUAUCCCGAUCCCGAGGUAUUCAAUCCCGAGCGAUUUUCUGAGGAAGCUAAACAUCUGCGACACCCAAUGGCUCACAUUCCCUUCGGCGACGGUCCCAAAAAUUGUAUAGGGGACAGAUUCGCUCUCUAUCAGACUAAAGUUGGGAUAAUCAAAAUACUGAAGAAUUAUCGUGUUAAACCAACAAAGUUAUCACCUCUUCCAUACAAAAUAAAUAUAUCAUCUGUAGUGCUAUCGACCAAGGAUGGAAUUCACCUUGAGUUUGAACCUGUUGUGUAAAUAUAGUAUUAAGUAUUGGUGAAACGUAAUGAUCUAAGUUCGACAGGAUAGUCGCAAUAUUCCAUAUCAUUAUCACAUGAAAAUCUUCAAGAAAAGUGAAGCAAGGAGAAAUAUACUAUUGUAAAAAUUA